This is a messenger RNA of Cuculus canorus (common cuckoo), 649 nucleotides long. RefSeq names its product coiled-coil domain containing 12 (gene CCDC12). The record is from RefSeq and is a predicted model, not a curated record. Gene Ontology annotation, cellular component: post-mRNA release spliceosomal complex; U2-type spliceosomal complex. The transcript has 7 exons. The coding region runs from base 42 to 560 and encodes 172 amino acids. NCBI's taxonomy places the organism in Eukaryota, Metazoa, Chordata, Aves, Cuculiformes, Cuculidae.
GUCUCGGUAGGGAAUGAAGGGAGAGAGGAAGGAAGGCAAAGAUGGCGGCGCCCGGGGCUGAGGUGGAGGCGGAGGAGACGGACGGGCCGGACUUGGGGAGGCUGGAGGAGGAGGCGAAGCGGCGGAAGGAGAGGCUGCGGGCUCUGAGGCAGCGCACGCUGCAGAAUAAGGACCUCGGCGAACCUGAGAACAAGCAGUUCAGAGAAGAUGACGAAGAGGAGACCGUCAAGCACAAGGAGCUCAAACUGCGGAACUAUGAGCCUGAAGAUGAGGAGCUGAAGAAGAGGAAGGUGCCCCAGGCCAAGCCGGCCUCAGACGCUGGUCCUGUUCCCCCAUCUAGUGGAAGAGAAGGUGAAGGAGCAGCUGGAGGCCGCCAAGCUGGAGCCCAUCAUCGACGAGGUGGAUCUGACAAACUUGGCCCCCAGGAAGCCAGACUGGGAUUUAAAGCGAGAUGUAGCCAAGAAACUGGAGAAGCUGGAGAAGAGGACGCAGAGAGCCAUUGCCGAGUUGAUACGAGAGCGGUUGAGAGGGCAGGAGGAAGAGCUGGCAUCUGCUGUUAGGUCAGCAAAGCAGGAGGGAAGUGACUCCGACUGAGGAGGUCCAUCUGGCAGCCUUGGAUGAGCUCUGCAGAUCUGCCUCUUGCCAACCC